CCUCCCGGAGUCUCUAUGGUAGAGUGGGCGGAGCUUGGAGCAAGAUGGCGGCGCCCGCAGCUUCUCCCGAGCCCCAGGCUUCUGGGGGUCCUCGGCCCCCAGUGUGUCUAUUGGUGUUGGGAAUGGCGGGAUCUGGGAAAACUACCUUUGUUCAGAGGCUUACGGGACAUCUGCAUAGUCAAAGCAUUCCACCUUAUGUGAUCAACCUGGACCCAGCUGUGCAUGAAGUUCCCUUUCCUGCCAACAUUGAUAUUCGGGACACUGUGAAGUAUAAAGAAGUCAUGAAACAAUAUGGACUUGGACCUAAUGGUGGUAUAGUGACCUCACUCAAUCUGUUUGCUACCAGAUUUGAUCAGGUGAUGAAAUUUAUUGAGAAGGCCCAGAACACAUCCAAAUAUGUCUUGAUUGACACACCUGGACAGAUUGAAGUAUUCACCUGGUCAGCUUCUGGGACAAUCAUCACUGAGGCCCUGGCAUCUUCAUUCCCAACAGUUGUGAUUUAUGUAAUGGACACAUCGAGAAGUACCAACCCAGUGACCUUCAUGUCCAAUAUGCUCUAUGCCUGCAGCAUCUUAUACAAAACCAAGCUACCUUUCAUUGUGGUCAUGAAUAAAACCGACAUCAUUGAUCACAGCUUUGCAGUGGAAUGGAUGCAGGAUUUUGAGGCUUUUCAAGAUGCUUUGAAUCAGGAGACUACGUACGUCAGCAACCUGACUCGUUCAAUGAGCCUGGUGUUAGAUGAAUUUUAUAGCUCACUCAGGGUGGUGGGUGUCUCCGCUGUUCUGGGAACCGGCUUAGAUGAGCUCUUUGUGCAAGUCACCAGUGCUGCCGAAGAAUAUGAAAGGGAGUAUCGUCCGGAAUAUGAACGUCUGAAGAAAUCACUGGCCAGUGCACAGAGCCAGCAGCAGAAAGAACAACUGGAGCGCCUUCGGAAAGACAUGGGCUCUGUAACCUUGGACCCAGGGUCGGCUGCAGACAGCUUAUCUCCUGUGCUGGACCCUUCUGACUUGAUCCUGACUCGGGGAACCUUGGAUGAGGAGGAUGAGGAAGCUGAUAGUGAUACUGAUGAUAUUGAUCAUCGAGUCACAGAGGAAAGUCAUGAAGAGCCAGCUUUUCAGAAUUUUAUGCAAGAAUCAAUGGCACAGUACUGGAAGAGAGGUAGCAAAUAGAUUCUAGAAGUCCAGAGUUUUGGAGUUAACUCUGUGGAAGAACUGUGCUUUCCUCUGAUUGGGGGCUACUAUAAGGAUAAUUUUGUUCAGAAUGGCAGUCUCUCCUAUUAGGAAAAUCUGACUGAUGAAGACCCUUGGACUGACAGGUGGAUACCAGUUUCCCUGGCUUUUUCCUUGGAUUUAUGCAAAGAAGGAUAUUCUGACAGUUCUUGGAUGUGGAUAUCCCUUGAGGUCUGAAGUGUCAAGUCUUAUCAUUUGAACUCAAGCACUUUUUCUGCUGAUGGAUGGAACAGAGAGAUAUUACUGAACUUCAGAUCUCUAAUAUUUGACUGGAAUUCCAGCCUCUACUUCCCCAGCAUCUUGUCCAGAGUGGCACUGGAGUGUCCUUGGCAUCCAAUCAAUGCUGAUAGUAAGUGUGCCUCACAGUGGGCAGCUCAUUAUAGGGCACCAGGAAGUGGUGGGCAAAACCUGAUUUAUGAAUAAGAAAUGAAUAAGAUAAUGCUUUCCAUGGUGACUUAGAUAAAGAGUUUUUAAUUUUAACCUUGUAAGCUUGCUUGUCAUAAUUCCAAAUAAGGAAAUUAUAUAAAUGCAAAUAGAGUUGCUUCUAUU
Molecule: messenger RNA, 1778 nt
Organism: Talpa occidentalis (Iberian mole)
Lineage: Eukaryota; Metazoa; Chordata; Mammalia; Eulipotyphla; Talpidae
Gene: GPN1
Product: GPN-loop GTPase 1
Exons: 14
Coding region: 45-1169 (374 amino acids)
Molecular function (GO): GTPase activity; ATP hydrolysis activity
Source: RefSeq, a predicted model, not a curated record